Molecule: messenger RNA, 4886 nt
Organism: Megalopta genalis
Lineage: Eukaryota; Metazoa; Arthropoda; Insecta; Hymenoptera; Halictidae
Source: RefSeq, a predicted model, not a curated record
UACUUCAAAUAAUCUCAGGAAUCCCGUUUCCGGAUUGCGAGACAUUUUUGGGACACCCUGUAUACGCUAUGGUCUUGAAGAUCGCUAAAAUCACUACCAGAAUUAUUUAGCACUCUGAUGAGCUUCGUGACGAUGCUAUCAAACCUUUCGAUAUAAUUUAAAUAAAUUCUAGAACAAUUAUUCUUGCACUAUUUCGUAAUCGAACGCGGAAUUCUAGUCCCUCCGUGAAAUGUGAAAUGAAAUACAUUCGACUCGUGAUUAAAAUCGUUGAUUCGCGAUGAAUCAACGAUCAAAUGUAAUACUGCUCUUUCAUGAAUGAUCAUUAAGAAGAUACAUGGUCGUAACAUUUAUAACUUGGAUUACCCAUGGUGUUAAUGUAAUUGUGUUGGCAACUAACCCCGAAUGUGUAUGAAUGCUGUCGCGUUCUCAAAUUAUUCCGCAUUGGUUCGUGUUUUUUGGUAUUUCAUAUUCUAUUAAUUGUUGUUUCCAUUUCUCUUUCUACAAUCAGCCUGUGCACUGUUCUUCUAAUUAACGUCCGUUAUUCGUAUCGAUAAUUCUUUAAAAAUUCGACUACUCUGUCUCGUGGUUCUGUAAAUAAUCCUGUCUUUCUAAUUUCAAAGUUCUCGUAUCCGUGAGAUUACAUUAAACCUUUGAACGCACUUAUCUGUACCACUGAUUUUUAUUCGCAAAAAAUACGAUAUUAUUCGCACACGAUUAUAUCACAUUAUGUUAUAUUACUUAUACAAUUAAAUCAUUAACACGAUUAAAUCAUUUCUAUAUACACGGUUGAAUAAAUAACGUCGCUUCAAAGGUUUAAUCUCCUCGUCUGUAGCCGAUGUUCUCUGAAUGGAAUUCUGUCAAAUCACGAUUUCGAGGACAAUGUUCGAAGCAAGAAAAAUGCACGAGACUGUUCUGCUAGAAAAUAUUCUUAGCCCACGACGACUUUCCUCUUUUAUAAUCACGCGUAAAAUGCCGAAAGCUUGAUGUAAAUUUUGCAAAUAAUAUAUCAGAAAUUAAUAAACGCUACCGGGAACAUGUUAAUAAUAAUUUUCGCAAAUAUCGAUUAUGACGAACACAGUAAUUAUUUAUUUAAAUCGUCGAAUUAGUCCGCUAAUCAAGCCGGUCUAUAAUUCUGUUUCUAGUCAGCUGCAUAAUUAUGUUAGCGUGAAUUUUACAGUGAAAUUUUCUCGUCCGAUUUUUCAGUAGCUACGGUACCAGUUACUGAAACUACGGUACAGUCAAAAUUGUCGAGCCGAAGUAUAAGCAUAGUUAAUCGAAAAAUCCGAAGAAUUUGCAUGGUAAAGACGGAGGUCGGAGAAAUUGGACGCGGUCCAAAAACUGCGGCACGGCGCGUCAGUUACGCGUUGCUACCGGAGCUUUCCUCCGUGAAAGUUUCAUGGGGAAAGAGCAGGUCAGGGCAAGGAUUUCGUAGCCUGCCUCGGGGACCGUCGCGACGUCGUCUUAGUCGUCGUCGUAGUCGGCGUCGGAGUCGGUGAGAACUUCGCAACAGUUUUCUUGUUUUCGAGAAUCUCGAGGAAGUCACCGUGCAUUUUUCUUCCCUCGUCAACUUUGCCUCUCCCCGUCUUUUGCGACUCUUCUAAGCGAUUUAUGCGUUCAAUUCCCGGGGUCGUGGCUCUUCCUCUGUAUAUAGCAUCGCGUCCAUGAACGAUCCGUUGAGUCCAGGUACGAGCAACUGCUCAUGGACGUCCUGUAGAGAGGGUUGCACCAAGGAGCUGUACGAUUGCACGCAAAUACGCGUCAACUACAAGCUACCGACUAACGUGUCUGAGGAUAGCGACGGACAGGUUGAGGGAGGUGGAGCGGUAGGAGGUGUCGAGGAUGACGAAGACAGCACGACGAUGGGAAAACCGCGUUACGAGCGCUCCCUCAGGGAGUACGAUUACGUGGAGGAGGACGACUUCCCCGAGGACGAUGAAACCGGACUGCCGAAACCCUUCCCUACAGGUCUCAUGGGCAACGACUCCGAGUGGUAUUUCACCGGGGCCAAGCUGUUCCCCAACGUAAAAGGCUGUGGAUACCCUCCAAUGCUGAAUUGCAGUAUUUUCUACCGGCAGUACUCCAUCAUAGGGCAGAACUUUAGCUGUUACUACUCGAAAGUGGACCCCGGGAUAGUCAUCAGCGACCUCGACAUGUGGCAGGUGUACAUGAAUCUGGUGUACGCGAUGGCGAUUCCGAUACCGUCUUUCAUAAUCUCGGUGAUAUACCUCACCAUCGCCUACUUCAAGAUCUACAACGAAGAGGACGUGGUCCUCGUGGGCGGCGAGGAGGGCGAGGACGGCGGGGAGGGUGAAGGUAGCAACGCGACACCCCUGCCAUUGACGAGCAGCGCCCUUACGCCCGGCAGCGAGGCUUUCAGGGAAGAUCUAACAAGCUUCGGGUAUCAACUGCAAAUCGCCAUGGCCGACGACGUCAGCAGGGACAAGCUGGACGAGAUACCAAACUCGUACUCCACUCAGGGAAACUUGAGCAAGCCGAUGACGACGAGUAUCUCAACUCCCCCUGGGCCGACGGCAGCAGUCUGAAGCGGCACUUUCAAGGUCUGAACAACAUCUCGUGGAAACCGCACUAAAGUGACCCAAGCACGGGGACGAGAGAACGCGAAGGACCGGAAACGAUCGAGAGAGAGAGAGAGAGAGAGAGAGAGAGAGAAUACGGAAGAGAGAAAAAGGGGGGGGGAAGAGCUUCUACGAAGCCUGUCAAAGUUACCGACCGCGAACAGCCAAUAUUCUCUCAUUGUCGGCAACUAAACCGGCGGGAAAGAAGAACACGGGGCUAGAGGGGAUGAUGAAGGAAGGAAGGGAGGGGGAGGGGGGCGAUCAAGCAACCAAGUAUGUACUAGCAACGCGAAAACUAUAGGAACUAACGUAGCUACAGGAAUUCUCACGGACUGAACCAGAGGUAGUACACGAUGCUCAACGGCAUGUUUUUUUCAUGCGGGAAAGAAAAAAAAAACCAACACCGGGCGUCGAUUUUCGUCCAAGUCCAGAACGGCGUUCUCUCCUCGAGCAAAAGGACCGAGACGAUGGAAAAGGAGAGAAAGAGAAGGGGAUGAAGGAUAACGGAACCCGAGGAAGUGAUCCAGAGAGUGUCAUCCGUACGAAUGUUAGGGUUUAAAGGAAGAAAUAACGCCCGCACACCGCUGUCGCAUCACUGUCCCCGUACGCGCGCUAAUUAUCAUCCAUAGAGAUAAACGAUAUUUUGUGACAGACUUUUUUCUACUCGAUAACCGCCCGUGCUACGACCGUCUUUGAACGGCGGGAACCCCCCGGAGGAGUUCCGCCGAUCGAUUCAAUCCGUCGAGGACUCGCUCUCGUCCAUCCCGACCGAUCGUGCCCGGCCGAGGUCGAACGAUCGGCUCGUUUGGCGGCAAUCCAAACAGGAAAUAUUGUAUUUAGAUUCGCUGUCGAUGUGUACUCCGACGCCAGAUUCUCGUCGCCUCCCGAGGGGCACUUCCGGAAACAUCGAAGAAGAAUCUCGUUAAGGAAGAGGCUCGCCGCCCGAUUCGAAGCAAACGACGCGGGCCUCGACAAUGUCCGCGCGCGGAUAUUCGGACGCGCUUCUUUGCUUCUCGGAGUUCCCGUCUCUCUGGUUUCGCGAGAGAGGGAGAAAGAAAGCGGCUUGAAAAGCGGUGGUCGCCGUCAGACACCGUGAAUUUCUAAUCGGCGAAAAAUUCUUCUGUGUUCCAUGCGGUCGCUCGACGACCGGAUAAGACGAAACUCGCAAAGCUUACGUCCACGAAACAAACACUUGUCCACACGUCAUCUCGUAGGAGCCGAGACGCGCGAGAUUGGCUGGCCGCGAGAGCGAGACCGGCCCGAUUCAACCCGCGGCUUUUACAGAAAACUUGUCUUUCGGCCAAACUCCCGUCAGCCAAAUCGUAGUACUCGUAUCCGAUAGUUUCUCUCGAGCAACACUCUCGCGAACGCUUUUCGGAAACCGAUCUCAACAGCCCGCGCGCGCGGCCGCGCGUCGCCGAUACACACGCGCGCUGCUCGCCGCGGGUUCCGCGCCGCGAUUCGUGUAGUCAUUACCCGGCGCGGAGGCACCUCCUGCUAAAUGCGACCGAACACGGAACACGGAACAGGGUCGUCUCGCCGUGUCUCACCCUCUCGUCCGUUCAGCGUCGAAUCGAUUCGAUCGCGCCGAAGAACGCGCACACAACCGCGAGAAACUUCCACGAAAUCAGCUCCACCCGUCGCGAAGUCGCAAGCAAGUCAAGGAGAAACGCAUAUUCCUGCCGAUUCCGAUUUUAGCAGCUCUACGCAACACACCGAGUGAGGGGGGGAGAGAGAGAGAGAGAAAGAAGAAACACCGGUCCUUUCGAUCGGCGAUCGCGCGCCGAUCGCUCUGGUUCACUCGUCGAGGAGCACGGGAGAUCACGGAAGAUCACGAUCGCGACCGCGAUCGUGCCCGCUGGAAGACGAGGAGACGGACGCCGAACGAUCGCGUCGCUCGCGUGGACUAGAUAGCUUAAACGAGAGUAAACUCGCUAAUGUUUAAGGAUACCGUUACCGAUUACCAUGUAUCGCUAAGUUAAAUAUCCGCUUGCUGUGUGAUCAUGACGCAUUUCGAGACACGCCGCACUCUCUACGAGCAUCGUAGACGAGCCGACGCACAUUCUACCAGACACCGAUACACACGCCCGUUCUCACCGUGCCGCGACACACACGAGUUUCCGAUCGAGGGUUCUUCAGGGUGUGGGGGCUGCUCCUGUGCUCGUGUGCUCGUUCAAUCGAAAAUUCCACUCGCGGAGCCGGCCGAUUCGCCGCCCCACUACCCCCGCACGGUUCACGUGUUUUUAUAGGGAAGAAUGUGGAGGAUGAAGACCGAAGGAUCGCUGUCGAGUAAAUUCGCGAAAAAAAAAA